AUGUCUUUUAGAGUCAGAGACCCACCAAAGCCAUCAACGUCGACAAAUCCGUCGAAGCGACAUCGAGAACGACUAAAUGGCGAACUGGAAACGGUGGCCGCUCUGUUGCCGUACGAUUCGGCCACGAUCAGCCGGCUGGAUAAACUCAGUGUUCUACGGCUGGCCGUCAGCUUUCUCCAGGUCAAAGCACACUUCCAUGCAUGCCUCAACUCGUCGCCGUUCAUCUGUCAAUUUCCUAUGGCCACACAUGCCUACGCAUACUGUCCACAAUCGGCGAUAUUUUCCGCAAUACCUACCGUAUACCAUAGCCGAACGUCACAAGCGCUCAUCGACCCAAAUGAGGCCGAUUUCGAGACGAUCGCUCUGAAGUCACUUGGAGGCUUUUUGUUGAUAAUCAACGACAAUGGAGAGAUUUACUAUGCCUCAGAGAAUAUCGAGAACUUUCUUGGCUUUCAUCAGAGUGAUGUUCUCCAUCAACCCCUUUACGACCUGAUCCACUCAGAAGAUCGUGACGAUAUCAGGCAACAACUGAAUCUGGCCUAUUCGCUACCACCGGGAAGCACCAAUCCCCAGGAUCUCUAUGAACAAGGACCAUUUGUUCCCCCGUCAUCGACGGACGUCCUUGCCGAGGACCAAAUACUAAAGACAAAACACCAGCUGGACGGCACACUCGUCUCGAUGGACGACAAAGUCCAUGCUAUGUUGGAACUGAGUGAGAGUGAGUUGCCGAUCUCGUUCUACAGCCUUGUGAAUGUCGAAGACGCCGUCUGCUUGGCUGAAGCUCACAAAGAAGUAAUCAAAAACGGCUCCAGCGGUUUAUUGAUCUACAGACUGGUGAGCACAAAAUCACACCGGACGUACUUCGUACAGAGUAGCUGUCGAAUGUUCUACAAGAACGGGAAACCAGAAUCGAUCGGGCUUACCCAUCGACUUCUCAACGAAGUCGAAGGCACAAUGCUUCUGGAGAAGCGCUCAUCUUUAAAGGCAAAAUUGCUCUCGUUUGACGACUCUUUCCUCCAAUCACCUCGAAAUCUCCAAUCAACAGCCGCUCUUCCACUGCCACCACCCAGAGAUGACACCGACGGAGAGAGUCCGUUUGCCACUCCACUGCCAAUCGUUGCUGGGCCACGAACGCUGAAGAACGACUUCCCUCUCUUUCCACCCUCUCUUGUUUCAAAAAUGGAUCAUUGGCCCCUGCUACAACCGCCACUACAGGAGUUCAGCCUACCACUACCACCUACGUUACCGUGUGACAUACCACCAUGGGCGCCCGAUCCAUGGACCGGAGAGCUCUAUCCCCACUACAACAGUCCCUUGAGCUACCAGGCCUCAAUCCAACCGCUACCUCGACCUGCCUACCACGACCUGACGACUUCCGAAUGUCAGCAGUGGCAUCAUACAGGUCAUUCUCAUAUGAGCAAUAGCGUCAGUCUAACGAACAUGGAAGACACCUCUCAGUUCCUCGUCAAAGAUCUCUCGCAUGGUUAUCCGCUCGCUGUCGACUACAACAAGGUUCCGAUUGAAUAUCCGAUGCCAACCGUGCUCCCGUCACAAGCCAACGGUUUCCAGUUCAUCUCAGAAGUCACCAACACAUUGCUAGGACAGUAG
This is a messenger RNA of Ostertagia ostertagi, 1608 nucleotides long. The record is from the annotation of a GenBank genome assembly. Lineage: Eukaryota; Metazoa; Nematoda; Chromadorea; Rhabditida; Trichostrongylidae.